This is a messenger RNA of Fraxinus pennsylvanica, 1362 nucleotides long. NCBI's taxonomy places the organism in Eukaryota, Viridiplantae, Streptophyta, Magnoliopsida, Lamiales, Oleaceae. The record is from the annotation of a GenBank genome assembly.
AUGGCUUCUUCGUCUCUCUGUCCCAAACACGCCCUUACUCUUUUCACUUCCACCAAUCACCGCCGCAACAAAGUCAUUUCGCCGGAAUUAUCUCUCCGGUUCCAGCCGUCCUGUUCUUUCGGUUCAUCACGGUUUGUUGCAUCAAUUGUCUCGAUUAAUAACAAUAGUAAUAAUGUGAAGCAUAGAUUGAUGGCGUCGGGGAGUUCAGCUGCUGCUCCAGUUAUGGAUCAAUCGCCUAGUCAAACCACUUCUUCUCCUGCAGUUCCUACAAUUGUCGAGGUCGAUUUGGGAAAUCGGAGCUACCCAAUUUACAUUGGUUCUGGCCUUCUCGAUCAACCCCAACUUCUUCAAAGGCAUGUUCAUGGCAAGCAAGUCCUAGUGGUUACUAACACCACAAUCGCACCACUGUAUCUUGAAAAAACUAUUCAGGCUUUGACGGAUGGAAACCCUAAUGUCAAGGUUGAGAGUGUGAUUUUGCCAGAUGGAGAGCAAUUCAAGGACAUGGAUACUCUCAUGAAAGUCUUUGAUAAAGCAAUUGAGUCACGGUUGGAUCGCCGCUGUACAUUUGUUGCUCUUGGAGGCGGAGUCAUUGGUGACAUGUGUGGAUAUGCUGCUGCUUCUUACCUCCGUGGAGUUAAUUUCAUUCAGAUUCCUACCACUGUUAUGGCACAGGUGGAUUCUUCUGUUGGGGGUAAAACUGGAAUAAACCACCGGCUCGGUAAAAAUUUGAUUGGUGCAUUUUACCAACCACAAUGUGUGCUCAUAGACACCGAUACACUGAACACAUUGCCAGAUCGAGAAUUAGCAUCCGGGCUUGCAGAAGUCAUCAAAUAUGGGCUUAUCAGAGAUGCUGAAUUUUUUGAGUGGCAGGAGAAAAAUAUGCAGGCAUUGAUGGCAAGGGACCCCAGUGCAUUUACUUAUGCCAUCAAGCGUUCGUGUGAAAACAAGGCUGAGGUUGUGUCCUUGGACGAGAAGGAAAGUGGAUUGAGGGCAACCUUGAAUUUGGGACACACUUUUGGUCAUGCAAUCGAGAAUGGUGUUGGAUAUGGAGAGUGGUUCCAUGGAGAGGCAGUCGCUGCUGGCACGGUCAUGGCAGUCGACUUGUCAUACCGGCUUGGUUGGAUAGAUGAUUCUCUUGUAAAGCGGGUGCAUAAGAUCUUAGUGCAGGCAAACUUACCUACAGCACCUCCAGAAACUGUGACUGUAGACAUGUUUAAAUCUGUAAUGGCGGUGGAUAAAAAGGUUGCUGAUGGAUUGCUAAGGCUCAUACUACUGAAAGGUCCAUUAGGCAAUUGCGUAUUCACAAGUGAUUAUGAUAAGAAAGCCCUUGAUGAUACUUUGCAUGCAUUUUGCAAAUCCUAG